Molecule: messenger RNA, 561 nt
Organism: Myxozyma melibiosi
Lineage: Eukaryota; Fungi; Ascomycota; Lipomycetes; Lipomycetales; Lipomycetaceae
Exons: 1
Coding region: 213-494 (93 amino acids)
Source: RefSeq, a predicted model, not a curated record
CCCGUGAAUUAAAACAAAUAGAUGAUCUUCGUUCAUCUUUCAAGCCGUGUAUUCUUUCUCCAAGCGUGCUCUCUGUCAAUAUAGUAUUAUCGAUAUCUUCGACUCGCAGAUCAGCGAUAACGAUCCACCCUCCUCAAUUCCUAAUCCUCUUCAGACAGUAACAAAACCUCACAGUCCCUAUAUCUCAAAAGCAAAUCUCCGUUCUUUGGUCAAUGACGAUUCGUCCCUUCAAAUUUCUCUGCUCGAGUCUGGUGAUGGCGUACGCCUUGCCGAUGAUUUAUCAGCCUAUCUCGAUGCUUAAAUCGUAUCAAGACCCUCGCAAUCGUCCGUCAAUCCCAAAAUCUUGUCAAAAAUACAACAACAAAACCACAGUCAGUGUAUAUACACUGCAGCAAACUUCUAUCGCUCAAAUAAAAGAAAGUAAGCACAAGGCAGAAACGAGGGAUAUCGCUCUUAUCCACUCGGAGCCAAACGCACGCCGACUUCCGCGCUAAAGUUGUCAUCCCAACCGGCUUUUAUCGGCGCCGCACCGCUCGCUCGGUCAUCGUCAUCGUCAUCGUU